This is a messenger RNA of Scylla paramamosain (green mud crab), 2127 nucleotides long. Its product is annotated as putative nuclease HARBI1. Bases 1540 to 1938 code for a protein of 132 amino acids. NCBI's taxonomy places the organism in Eukaryota, Metazoa, Arthropoda, Malacostraca, Decapoda, Portunidae. The transcript has 5 exons. The record is from RefSeq and is a predicted model, not a curated record.
CUGGUCUGUUCUCUUACAUUCUUCGCAUAUACCUUUAGAUACACUUAAAACAUAACUUUAAGGUGAGGAAGAAGUGCCCCUGCCCUUCAGGAGUCCAGGGGAUGGGCUAAGGUCCCUCAGAGGCUGCCAGAGGUUAGGUUAGUCACCGCACACUUAUAUUUGAAACAUUACCUAAUCUAACGUAACCACAGGGGCUAGACCCACCUUUACGGACACCAAUAUCAGUUAGCAUAACCUCUGGAACACCCCUGAAGGACGGGGGCACUCCUCCCCCAUCUAAUACUAUGUGUUUCAGGUUUAUCAAGAGGUUUGUGAAAGAAUGGAAGAGGAUAGAUGUGUAACAAGAGGUUUGUGAAAGAAUGGAAGAGGAUAGAUGUGUAACAAGGACAAGAGAGGACUCUAAACAAUUACUACUACUUUUUUUUUAGACAAACUGCACAAUAUUCCAUAAAUAACUUUUGUAGGUGAAUAAACUGAUGUUCAUUGUGGUGAAUAAUAUUCAAGUGUGGCUGACUUUCAAGGAUAAAAGGCAUUAAAGUCAACUUCCUGCAUGCCACUGUUUAUAACGCUGUAAUCCAGUGUUAGGAACUUGUCAAGCUUAGUUCCUGGUGUCAAAAUAUGUGAGUGCAUAAUUAAUAAGGAGGGAUGAGGGAUGAUGCUAACCUUACAAAACCAAACCUUACCAAACCUGCCAUCAAGCACCCCUGGGGCUGCCCCUUCCUCACCCACCCCAUUAUUAUUCAUGUGUACAAAUAUUUCUAGACUUGUUAGGUUUAUUUCUGACAUGUUUCUAACACUGCCCUAAGGAUAACUUAAUUUACUAUACUGCUGGCAAAAAAAAAUUGACAGCAGAAGUAAUAUGUGUAUGGAUAUGAUGGCAGUGAUUGAAGCAAUAUGUGUAUGGAUAUGAUGGCAGUGAUUGAAGUAAUAUGUGUAUGGAUAUGAUGGCAGUGAUUGAAGUAAUAUGUGUAUGGAUAUGAUGGCAGUGAUUGAAAGAACACUGCAUUACAUGCAGAAGGAUCAUUAAAUUUGUGACCGUUUUUGUUUUUUUCUUUUGGGCCUACAACAAAGAUGUAUCUUAUUUAAAAUAAAUAAAUAAAUAAAAUGAAAACUAAUGGCUUAUAAUCUGCUUUCAGACCUACGCAAGCGUCAGCAGAGUCUUUGAGUGUGUGUGCACCGAGUUGAGUGAUAAGUCGGUGCAGGAAAUCAAGAUGCCUCCAACACACCUUGAUCAAAGGAGAACUGCACAACAGUUCUUCAGGAUAAAAAAUUUCCCAAGGGUUACUGGGGCCAUUGAUGGCACCCACAUUGCCAUCAAGGCCCCAGGUGUGGACGAGGCCCUUUACUUUAACCAGAAAAGGUAUCACUCCCUCUCAACAUCCAACUUGUUUGUGAUGCGAAUGGAGUGAUCCUCAGCUACUGCUCCAGACUCCCAGGUGCCUGCACUCUUAUGGAGGUAGCUUGCAGUACAGACCCAUCAAAUGUGUGAAAAUAAUUAAUGCUUGCCUGCUCCUACACAACCGCUGCAUCAAGUUCCUGAUGACCUACCACCUCUUGAGGAUGAAGCAGUGCCCCAUGCUGGUGCCGACCCUGCUGUGCUGCAGAGGGGUCUACGUGCUCCAGGCAGAAUUGUGCAGCAAGAAAUCAUACAAAACUUCUUCCAGCAAUGAAAUUGUCAAAGUGCCUGGGACAUGUUUUGUACAGCCAGCCCCUGCUCCUGCUGCACCAUCACCAGCUCGCCCAUGCUCAGAUGAAUCUGCUGUUGGGUUUCCUGCACUUGAGAGAGAACUUCCAAGUCUGAGUGGCCACCUGCAAUACAGUUUAGAAGCAAACAUGACUUUACACCACAAGUUACAAAAUAAGUGGUAUUUUAGAUAUCGUCAUGCUAUCUUGUUGUGUCCCUUUACCUCAUUUGCUCCUUGGACCUUUCUGCUAUAGUGUACACAGGGUUGUGGUAUGACACACUUAUGGAAUCACCAAUUUAAAAAUAUAAUGGCCACCUGAGAGAAGUAUUCCUAAAAAAAAAAAAAAAAAAAAAGUUCAAAGUAGAAAAGACACACUGGCAGGAGUUGUAUAAUCAGUGUUCAUCAUACUGGAGGACAACUGAAUACAUGUUAACAUGUUACU